This is a messenger RNA of Manis pentadactyla (Chinese pangolin), 1668 nucleotides long. It is a transcript of the gene CLXN, whose product is annotated as calaxin. The record is from RefSeq and is a predicted model, not a curated record. Bases 338 to 976 code for a protein of 212 amino acids. NCBI's taxonomy places the organism in Eukaryota, Metazoa, Chordata, Mammalia, Pholidota, Manidae. The transcript is spliced from 7 exons. Gene Ontology annotation, molecular function: calcium ion binding.
CGGAUCGCGCCUGCCCCUCGGGAAGCUCCUCCAGGCUCCCGGCCCCACGCCCGAGGCCGCCGCCCCGAACACUCAUACAUCGCACGAUGCACCGCAGGGACUCGGAGAGCAGAGCCAGGCGCGUGGGAAGGUGACCCCGGACGUCCGACGCCGACCCCUCCAGGACGCCGGGCCCUCCUCCAGCUCGCUGACGGGCACCGCCCACUGUUGCCAUGACCACGUUGUGAGCCGCGCGCCCGGGAGCCAAUCGGCGCCGCCCAGCGUUGCCAUGGCCACCGUGUGUUGGGUCCGUUUUUGACCUGGCCACACUUGCUGCCCUGUCCCAAGAGCGCGAGGCAUGAACCGCAAGAAGCUACAGAAGUUGACAGACACCCUAACUAAAAAUUGCAAGCACUUUAAUAAAUUUGAAGUGAAAUGUCUCAUAAAUCUCUUUUAUCACUUGGUGGGAGGCAUAACUGAGCAGCAAGGCACAGCGAUUGGACUAGAUCGUAAUGCCUUCCAAAACAUCCUGUACAGGACAUUUGGAAUGUUGGACGACACGAUUAUGGACAGAGUAUUUCGAGCUUUUGAUAAAGACAAUGAUGGUUGUGUAAACAUAUCAGAGUGGAUUUAUGGAUUAUCACUGUUUCUUCGAGGAACUUUGGAAGAAAAAAUAAAAUAUUGCUUUGAAGUGUUUGAUUUGAAUGGUGAUGGAUUCAUUUCAAAGGAAGAAAUAUUCCACAUGUUGAAGAACAGCCUUCCCCAGCAGCCAUCUGAAGAGGACCCCGAUGAAGGAAUUAAAGAUUUGGUUGAAAUAGCACUUAAAAAAAUGGACUAUGACCAUGAUGGGAAACUGUCUUUUGCAGACUAUGAGCAAGCUGUGAGAGAGGAGACCCUUCUGCUGGAAGCUUUUGGACCAUGUCUACCUGAUCCAAAGAGCCAGAUGGAAUUUGAAGCCCAAGUAUUCAAAGAUCCAAACAAGUUCAAUUAUAUGUGAAAACCUAAAUGUCUGGCUGUCUCAAGUGAGUGAAAAAGGAGCCUGACUCAUACUAGCUGCCCGCUGUCCAUCACAGAAGACUUCAGGAAACCACUUCCCUGCCACUGGCAUUUGAGUGACUCCCACAGUUUUGCUAUUAUAAAUAAUUCCCCAAGUGAAUUAUCCUUGUAGAUAAAUCUUUUCACGUGCAUCAUUGCUUACUUACUUGGGGUAGAUUUGUAAAAGCAAAAACGUUGGAUCAGAGGCCCGCAUAAAGGUGAGAUUUCCAGCCCACAUGGCCGGGUUACCCCCCAGGCAGGCCGUGCUGAUGCAAGAGCAUGUUAAUCCCCCUCCUCAUAGUCCACAGCCUCUUAAUUUCUUUGCCAAUAUUGUGGACCAUAAUUGACCACGAUUUUAAUUUAUCAUCUAAAUAGCUAAUCUUAGAAAAGAAGAAAAAUAAUAAUAAUAAAGAACUAAUCUUACAUGCACGUCUGUACUGAAAGUUUUUAUUGUAGAUUAAAUAAAAAUUGGCUUCCAUGUGAAUAGCCCAUUUUAUUAUGUGACAUUAUUUAAAAGUAAAAAUAUAUAUAUAUAUAUUUUAAAGAAAACUCUAAGUAACGCUAAAGAUGAUGACUUGACUAUAAGAACUCACACGCCCUGUUCAAGGGCUUCCCCAUGUGUCACAGAGCACACCCCCUCUGCUGUUCCUCCUC